This is a messenger RNA of Coregonus sp. 'balchen', 2663 nucleotides long. The record is from the annotation of a GenBank genome assembly. NCBI's taxonomy places the organism in Eukaryota, Metazoa, Chordata, Actinopteri, Salmoniformes, Salmonidae.
AUGCGGAGAUCAGUCGCGGUAGGGCCGGUUAUCCGGUGCGAACCAUGUGAUGCUGGAGCCCGGCUCCUGUGCAAGCCGUUGCCCAGGGACUGCGCAGAGAGAGUUCGCGAACCGGGCUGCGGGUGCUGCAUGACUUGCGCGCUGGCCUUUGGAAAGCCGUGCGGGGUGUACACGGGGAGAUGUGGCUCCGGGAUGACAUGCCAGUACCAGCCCGGCGAGACGAAACCUCUCCAAGCUCUGCUGGAAGGACGAGGACAGUGUGCAAACGCGAUCAUUAAAAGACCUGUUGCCACUUUAGUCAAUGAACGUCAAGGUAAAUGCCACGAUGAUGACGCAGUUAGGAAAGUUUUUUACGCAUGGUUUGCCAACUGAUUAUUAUAUCAUUAUGAUGAUGUGCGCUGUAAAAAUAUCGAUACUUUUGCUUGUCAUCUGAAACAUCUGGAUGUAAGGCAGCCUAAAGUAUAAUUCAUCACCUUGCGCUAUCCGUUAGGAUGAAGCCAGCCUGCGCGUAAUAUGUCCAAUAUUUACACAAUUGGAUUGACAAACAAUUAUACUGUCUCACUCAUUAUCUGGUUGACAUUGAUGUUUGACCUUGUAAUUUAACUGCAUCACUGCUGUUUACACUAUUAUUAUUUUCACUUUGUGGAAUUUUAAAACUGUGACUGUGUCAUACAAGGGUUUCAUGGAGAUUAUUGAUGGAAUUAGUCUUAUUUGACAGAUAUCAAUAUUUAUUUCAACCAUCUAUAUUGUGGUUUGCAAUUGUAAAUCAAUACUGCUUUUCCAUUUCUUAAGCUUCAAAGGAUAUCUGACCAUCAAACUCUCCUCUCUACCCUCCUUUCUUCAUCAGUAAUUAAUGUGCAACUACACUGAACAAAAAUAUGAAUGCAACAUGUAAAGUGUUGGUCCCAUGUUUCAUGAGCUGCAAUGAAAGAUCCCAGAAAUGUUCCAUACACACAAAAAGCUUAUUUCACUCAAAUGAUGUGCACUAAUUUGUUUACAUCCCUGUUAGUGAGCAGGUGUGGCAUAUCAAUAAGCUGAUUAAAGCAUGAUCAUUAUGCAGGUGCUGGGGACAGUAAAAGGCCACUCUAAAAUGUGCAGUUUUAUCACACAACACAGAUGUCUCAAGUUUUGAGGAAGCAUCCAAUUGGCAUGCUGACUGCAGGAAUGUCCACCAGAGCUGUUGCCAGAGAAUUCAAUGUUAAUUUCUCUACCAUAAGCCGCCUUCAACGUCGUUUUAGAGAAUUUGGCAGUACGUCCAACCGGCCUCACAACCGCAGACCACGUGUAUGGCGUUGUGUGGGUUUGCUGAUGUCAACGUUGUGAACAGAGUGCCGAAGGGUGGUGGGGUUAUAGUAGGGGAAGGCAUAAGCUACGGACAACAAACACAAUUGCAUUUUAUCGAUGGCAAUUUGAUUGCACAGAAAUACUGUGACGAGAUCCUGAGGCCCAUUGUGAGGCCGAUUUUUUUUUUUUAAGUAUCUGUGAACAACAGAUUCAUGUCUGUAUUCCCAGUCAUGUGAAAUCCAUAGAUUAGGGCCUAAUUAAUUUAUUUCAAUUGACUGAUUUCCUCAUUUGAACUGUAACUCAGUAAAUCUUUGAAAUUGUUGCAUGUGUGUUUAUAUUUUUGUUCAGUAUAUUAUUAGCUUGGAUGAACAUCAAGGGACUGUCAAAAAAAUGCCUGAACCAGCACAUACAGACCAUUCACAUGAUUCUUGUGAUCCACCCACACAAUCCAUUAGUAUUAUUAUAUAUGAAUUAUUAUACUUUACUGUAUGUUUUCUUUUUACAUUUCUUAAGGACUCUUUGAGGACUAAUACCUGGUGGACUAAACAAAAUACUAACAUUUAAAUAGAUGAUUAUGUAAUAUUGUGAAUGCUUCCAAUUGUGCCACAAUAACAUGAAUUCACAAACAAAACAAUGCCCCACUCUCUGUUUUUGGCAGAAAAUUAUGGUGGUACUCAGGAGGAGGAGCGAAUCACCACCGCCCCAGUGCUCCAAGCCCCCUUCAGCACCAGCAGACCUCCUGUAGACUCCAGACUCCCCCAUCACCCCUCUCUCCUCCACCCAGUCAAAGCAGAGGUCAUCCGUAGGGAGCAGCUGAAGAGGGCCCAGAGUUACAAGAUGGAGGAAAUCCCUGGAGCUCUCAGCACAGACCAACAGAACUUCUCCCUGGAAUCCAAGCAGGACCCAGAGUAUGUAAGUACCAGGUCCACUGUUUACCUUUCUCUAGGAACAGUCUGUAAGGGAAUGUUCUCCUCCUUCUUCGCUCUGUGUUAUGCUUUCAUCCUCAUUUCCUCAGUGUUUUGGUGUUUUUCUCCCCCUUUCUCAUCCUUUCUCCCUCUUUCUUCCCCCUUUCCUCAGUGUUUUGGUGUUUUUCUCCAUCCAUCUGCAGGUGAUGAUAUGUUCUGGGUAUGGUUGCUGACGGCUGGCGGGGGUGCGUCGGUGGUGGCGGGAGAUUGGAGUGGCGCUGAUUGGGUAUGGUAGCUCUGCCUCUGCGGCUGACCUCGGGUCAGGUUGUUGUUUCGCCGCAAGGCGUCCGCGUGCCGCCCGGGGGCAGGGAGGGGAGCAUUGGCGGGCUGGAGGGGAGCGCCGAGCCUCAGAACAAGCUGAUGAUGGAUUGGGACUCUGCGUGUUUGGACCCUCCCUCCUCUUUCUAUUUUUGA